This is a messenger RNA of Dictyostelium discoideum AX4, 327 nucleotides long. RefSeq names its product transmembrane protein. The transcript has a single exon. The coding region runs from base 1 to 327 and encodes 108 amino acids. The record is from RefSeq and is a predicted model, not a curated record. NCBI's taxonomy places the organism in Eukaryota, Evosea, Eumycetozoa, Dictyosteliales, Dictyosteliaceae.
AUGGCCAAAAAAGCAGCAUCAAAAAUGCCAGAAAUUUGUCUCCCAGGUGGUAUGUGUUAUAGAUUCCCACCACCAUGUUGUUCAAUUUGUUGUACAGUCUUUUCACUUUUUUCAAUGGCUGGUCUUUUUAUAAUUUAUGCAUUGAUUAACAAUAAUUACACUAAAAUAUCUGGUCAAACUCUUUGGAAUCAUGAUCAAAUCGAAAAUGGUAAACAUGCUUCAAUGGUUGGAGCUUUUAUCUAUUUAGGCGUUGCUGGUUUAUGUGUUUUCCUUUUCUUAUGCAGAAAAUUUACCGCUCCAAAGCAUAAUCCAGAAGAUGAUGAAUAA